GCACGAUUGUUUUUUGUUCCUUAUUUUUCCCACUUAUUAUUAUUAUUUUUUUUUUGGAGAACACGUUGCUACUGAUUUGGUUAACUCCUUUGCCAAGGAAUUGAUUGUGUGUGUGAGAGAGAGAGAGGUGGCGAUGGUGUCGUACAAGAGCUUGAUCUAUGGCGUCGGCGGAAUAGCGGUGGCCGGAAUGGCAUUGCUGGUAGCCUUUCAGGAAAAGUUAGUUUACGUCCCCGUCUUGCCUGGUCUCACCAAGUCCUAUCCAAUCACCCCCGAUCGUCUCCGCCUCAUUUUCGAAGACGUAUGGCUUACUUCUUCCGAUGGUGUCCGCCUUCACUCGUGGUUCAUCAAGUUCUCUCCCAAUUCCACAGGCCCAACUAUUCUGUUCUUCCAAGAAAACGCUGGUAACAUUGCACAUCGUCUUGAAAUGGUGCGCAUCAUGUUACAAAACCUACACUGCAAUGUUUUCAUGCUUUCUUACAGAGGGUAUGGUGCUAGUGAUGGUUAUCCUUCUCAAGAAGGAAUCACCAGGGAUGCACAGGCUGCUUUAGAUCACCUGAGUCAAAGAACAGACAUAGACACUACUCAAAUAGUAGUAUUUGGAAGGUCUCUUGGUGGGGCAGUUGGUGCUGUGGUCACCAAAAAUAAUCCAGAUAAGGUCUCCUUGGAACACUAUAGAUGUAAUUGGACAGAUAAAACAGCCGAUUUUGUUUCUUUCUGGGCUACAAGAUGAGAUGAUUCCUCCAUCUCACAUGGAGAUGUUAUAUGCAAAAGCAGCGUUACAUAACAAAAGAUGUAUUUUUGUGGAUUUCCCUAAUGGCAAACAUAUGGACACGUGGCUGGUUGGUGGUGAUGAGUAUUGGGAAGCUGUUCAGACAUUUUUACAGGAAAAUGUGUUGGAGGAUGGAAAUGUGGUCAAAAGCUCUUUGUGAUCUGCCAUGCCUUCUUCCUGCACAAAUCUGAAAAUACAUUGGGAUUUUUUGAGCUCAUGAAAAGGGUCCAGAUUUUUUAUUCAUAUUUGUGUGUUUUUGUUUGUAGAAUUGCAAAUAUUAUAUGAUAUUUAAGAAAAUAGAUGCAGCUUUAUAGAGUUUUACUGUAUCAAGUCAUUAACCACCAGUAGAAUCGAAUCAUUAGAAACCGGCU
Molecule: messenger RNA, 1140 nt
Organism: Lactuca virosa
Lineage: Eukaryota; Viridiplantae; Streptophyta; Magnoliopsida; Asterales; Asteraceae
Source: the annotation of a GenBank genome assembly